AGGACAGAGAGACAAUGAGCAGAUGAGGACAGAGAGACAAGGCAGUUGAGGACACUCAGUGUCCAUAGAUAGUCCUCGGAUAGACCGACAGAGAGGACGGGGUGAGGAGCGUAUUCCAUGACGACCCCAGCAGGCCCUUUUAUGUCCGGCCUAUGGGACCGGCUGGACCAAUCACAUGCCGGCUGGCGGGUCAGGUGACUCUUCCCAGGGAGGUUAUAAAGCCCGGCGGCGCCCGGCGGACGACUCACUGUGAUCUUCCAGCACGACUCGACCCAGGACAGAGAAAAGACAGCGCUUCAGAGAUGUCUCGGUUUCUGGACCUGGCGGAGUUCGGAGAAGCCGCUCGCUUCCUUCGUCUCACCAACUUGGAGCAGCUGGCUGCCGUGGCCCAGGCGUAUGAUGGCACCAAGCGGGUCUGGAUGCCCGAUGACGUGGAGGCGUACGUCGAGGUGGAGGUCAAAGAGCUGAACGGAGAUAAGACCACGGUGGAGACCAAGGACGGACGGUUCCUGGUGGUCAAAGAGAACGAGCUGCAGCCGUUGAACCCUUCGAAGUUCGAUAUGAUUGAAGACAUGUCCACGCUGACACACCUGAACGAAGCCUCGGUGCUCUUCAACCUGCGGAGGAGAUACAGCAUGUGGAUGGUCUACACCUACUCGGGUUUGUUCUGCGUAGCCGUCAACCCGUACAAAUGGCUGCCGGUCUACUCUGACCGGGUGGUCACCGCCUACAAGGGGCGUCGACGUCUGGAGGCCCCGCCCCACAUCUACGCCGUGGCCAACAACGCCUACCUCGACCUGCUGCAGAAUCGGGAAAACCAGUCGAUGUUAAUCACCGGGGAGUCGGGCGCAGGGAAAACCGUCAACACCAAGAGGGUGAUUCAGUACUUCGCCAUCGUCGCUGCUCAGGGAGAAAAUGUGAAAAAAGGAGGAUCCUUAGAGGACCAGAUCAUUGAAGCCAAUCCAGCCAUGGAGGCGUUUGGCAACGCCAAAACUGUCCGCAACGACAACUCGUCACGCUUUGGAAAGUUCAUCAGGAUUCAUUUUGGGACGUCAGGACGGCUGGCGUCCGCAGACAUCCACAUCUAUCUUCUGGAAAAGUCAAGAGUCGUGUUCCAGCAGCCGGAAGAGAGAAGCUACCACAUCUAUUACCAGAUCCUGUCCAAUCACAAGCCAGAGCUGCAAGACAUGUUGCUGCUGACCACCGACCCGUACGACUACCACUUCUGCUCCCAGGGACGGACCACAGUGGAAGGCAUGGACGACGCAGAGGAGCUGAGGCUCACUGAUCACGCCAUGGACACGCUGGGCUUCACACUGGAGGAGAAGUACGGUUGCUACAAGAUCGUUGGGGCCAUCAUGCACUUUGGAAACAUGAGGUUCAAGAAGAGGCCCAGGGAGGAGCAGGCGGAGGCCGACGGGACGGAGAGUGUUGACAAAGCAGCCUACCUGAUGGGCAUCAGCUCCGCCGACCUGCUGAAGGGUCUUCUGAACCCCCGCGUCAAAGUCGGACACGAGUUCAUCGUGAAGGGACAGACCGUAGAGCAGGUGACCUCCGGUGUGGCCGCUCUGGCCAAAGCCACCUACGACCGCAUGUUCAAGUGGCUGGUGAGCCGCAUCAACUCGUCCUUGUACACUGCGCUGCCUCGUCAGUACUUCAUCGGAGUCCUCGACAUCGCCGGCUUUGAGGUCUUCGAGUUCAAUAACUUCGAGCAGCUGUGCAUCAACUUCACCAACGAGAAGCUGCAGCAGUAUUUCAACCAUCACAUGUUCAUCCUGGAGCAGGAGGAGUACAAGGCCGAGGGUAUCGAGUGGACCUUCAUAGACUUCGGUUUGGACUUACAGGCCUGCAUAGACCUGAUAGAGAAGCCGAUGGGCAUCCUGUCCAUCAUGGAGGAGGAGUGCAUGUUCCCCAAGGCCACUGACACCAGCUUUAAAACCAAACUCUACGACAACCAUUUGGGAAAGUCGCCCAACUUUCAGCGGCCUCGGCUGGACAAAAAGCGCAAAUACGAGACGCACUUUGAAUUGGUCCACUACGCCGGAGUGGUUCCGUACAGUAUCACAGGAUGGCUGGAUAAGAACAGAGAUCCUCUGAAUGAGACGGUGGUGGCUCUGUUCCAGAAAUCCUCCCACAAACUGAUGGCUGGACUCUUUGAGGACUACAUCAGCUCUGACAUUGGAGAUCCAAAGGCUGAAAGAAAACACAGGAAGAGGAAAGCAGCUUCCUUUCAGACAGUUUCCCAGCUGCACAAGGAGAAUCUAAAGAAGCUAAUGGCUAACCUCCGCAGCACUCAGCCUCACUUUGUGCGAUGCAUCAUCCCCAAUGACACAAAGAGUCCAGGUGUGAUGGACGCCUUUAUGGUCCUCCACCAGCUGAGGUGUAACGGAGUCCUGGAGGGGAUCCGGAUCUGCAGGAAGGGGUUUCCAAGCCGCCUCCUGUACGCCGAAUUCAAACAACGAUAUCGCAUCUUGAACCCUGCUGCCAUUCCGGAGGACUCCUUUGUGGACAGCAGAAAUCCGGGAGAACUCCGAGCUCUCUGAUGUCGACCAUUCCAGACAAGUUUGGACUAAUUCGCGAUGUGAUGGAGGUUUUCUCCGUGCUCGCAGGUGUUCUUCAAGGCGGGUCUGUUGGGUCUGUUGGAGGACAUGAGGGACUUUCGUCUGGCUGCGAUCUUCACCAUCAUUCAGUCCAUGGCCAGAGGUAGGCUGAUGAGGGUGCAACGCGAGAAGAUGACGAUUCAAAGGGACGCUGUUCUGGUGAUCCAGUUCAACCUCAGAGCCUUCUUCACUGUGAGGACGUGGCCCUGGAUGACGCUGUUCUAUAAGAUCCGCCCCAUGCUGAGGAGCGCCCAGGUGGAGAAAGAACUGGCUGCUCUCAAAGAAGAGUUCAGGAAGCUAAAAGAGGCCUUUGACAGGUCAGAGGUGAAGCGUUGGGAGGCGGAGGGGCAGCAGGUGGUGUUGGUUCAGGAGAAAAACGACUUGGCUCUGCAGCUGCAAGCUGAGCAGGAGAACCUGGCGGAUGCAGAGGAGCGCUGCAACCAGCUGAUUCAGUCCAAGAUCUCCAUAGAGUCAAAGCUGAAGGAGAUGCAGGAACGUCUGGAGGACGAGGAGGAGAUGACCACCGCGCUCACGUCCAAGAAACGUCACCUGGAGGAGGAGGUGGUGCUGCUGAAGAGAGACGUGGACGACCUGGAGAUGACUCUGGCCAAAGUGGAGAAGGAGAGACACGGAGUGGAGAACAAGGUGAAGAACCUGUCCCAAGAGAUGUGUGUUCUGGAUGAAUCCAUCGCGUCUCUGACCAGAGAGAAAGCCGCCCUGCAGGCCGCUCACCAGCAGGCCCUGACUGACCUCCGGGCGCAGGAGGACAAGGUCAACAUGCUGGUCAAGGUGAAAGCACGGCUGGAGCAGCAAGCGGACAAUGCGGAGGGCUCCCUGCGGGUGGAGAAGAAGGUGCGAUUGGAGUUGGAACGAAUCAAACGGAAGCUGGAGGGGGAUCUGAAGCUCUCCCUCGACUCGGUGAAGGACUUGGAGACCCAGAAGGCAAAGCUGGAGGAGAGGCUGAAGAAAAAAGACUUUGAAUCGGGUCAGCUUCAGUCCAAGCUGGAGGACGAACAGAGUGAGCUUGCUCAUCUUCAGAAGAAGAUCAAAGAGCUCCAGACCCGCAGCGAGGAGCUGGAGGAGGCGCUGGAUGCAGAGCGAGCGUGGCGUUCCAAAGCCGAGCGCCAGAGGAACGACAUCAGCAGAGAGCUGGAGGAGCUGGAGGAGAAACUGGAGGAGGCGGGAGGAGCCUCUGCUGCUCAGAUCGCUCUCAACAGGAAGAGGGAGGCCGACUUCCUGAAGAUGCGACGGGAGCUGGAGGAGGCGGGGCUUCACCACGAGGCCACAGCCGCCACGCUGAGGAAGAAGCACUCGGACACGGUUGCAGAGCUCGGCGAGCAGAUCGACGCUCUGCAGCGAACCAAGUACAAACUGGAGAAGGAGAAGAUGGAAUUCAGGAUGGAGGCGGAGGACUUAGCUGCAAACGUGGAGCAGCUCUCCAAGAACAAGGGCGCCGUGGAGAAGAUGUGCAGGGUUUAUGAGGACCAGCUGAACGAAACCAGGAGCAGAGCGGAGGAGCUGCAGAGGCAGCUGACCGACGCUUCAGCUCAGAAAGCACGAGCGCUCACAGAAAGCGCCGAGUACAGCCGUCGUCUGGAGGAGCGGGACGCUCUGAUUGGUCAGCUCCAGCGCUCCAAAGCCGGGUUUUGCCAGAACUCUGAAGACCUGAAGAGGCAGCUGGAGGAGGAGACCAAAGCACGCGUGGCGCUGGCUCACGGCGCGCAGGCGUCCCACCACCUCAGCGCUCUGCUCAGGGAGCAGCUGGAGGAGGAGCAGGAGGCCAAGGCCGAGCUGCAGAGGGAGCUCUCCAAGGCCAACAGCCAGGUGGUCCAGUACAGGGCCAAGUACGAGACCGACGCCGUGCUGAGGAUCGAGGAGCUGGAGGGCGCCAAGAAAAAGUUGGCGUUCAAACUGCAGGCCUCCGAGGAAGCCGUGGAGACGUCUCAGGCCAGGUGUUCCUCUCUGGAGAAAAGCAGACUGUGUCUGCAGACGGAGGUCGAGGACCUGCUGGUGGAGCUGGACCGAACCAACGCCGCCGCUCUGGCUCUGGACAAGACGCAACGCAGCUUCGACAAGUUGUUGGGCGACUGGAAGCUGAAGUUUGAGGAGAGUCAGACGAACCUGGAGGCGUCGCAGAGGGAGUCCCGCUGUCUGAGCACCGAGCUCUUCAAGCUGAAGACCUGCUACGAGGAAGCGCUGGACCAGCUGGAGACGGUGAAACGAGAGAACAAGAACCUGCGAGAGGAGAUACUGGACCUGACGGAUCAGAUCGGGCAGGGCGUGAAGACCAUCUACGAGCUGGAGAGGAUCAAGAAGAUCCUGGACGUGGAGAAGAGCGACAUCAGAGCGGCUCUGGAGGAAGCGCAGGGAACCCUGGAGCACGAGGAGAGCAAGACCCUGAAAUAUCAGAUGGAGCUACAGCAGAUACGUUCUGAGAUCGAGCGUAAGAUUGCAGAGAAAGACGACGAGAUCGAGAACCUCAGGCGGGGCCACCAGCGCUGCCUGGAGACCAUGCAGGCCAGUCUGGAGGCGGAGGUCCGCGGUCGCAGUGAAGCGGUGCGUGUGAAGAAGAAGAUGGAGUCCGACCUGAACGAGAUGGAGGUCCAGCUGGGUUACGCCAACAGGCAGGCAGCUGAGGGCCAGAGGACCAUCAGACACCUGCAGGCACAGAUCCACGAGCAGAAGGUGGAUCUUGAGGACAAAGUCCAGUCGGCCAAUCAGCUCAGAGAGCAGACCGUCCUCUUGGAGCGCCGUUGUUCCCUAAUGGCGGCCGAGGGGGAGGAGCUACGCGGGGUUCUAGAACAAACCGCCCACGGACGCAAGAUGGCCGAACACGAGGUGGUGGAGGUGACGGAGAGGCUGCACCUGCUCUCCACGCAGCACUCGGCUCUGACGAACCAGAAGAAGAAGCUGGAGGCCGACGUGUCCCUGCUGGCGGGGGAGGUGGACGAGGCCACGCAGGAGAGUCGCGGCGUGGAGGAAAAAGCCAAGAAGGCCAUCACCGACGCGGCUCUGAUGGCGGAGGAGCUGAAGAAGGAGCAGGACAGCAGCAGCGUGAUGGAGAGGAUGAAGAAGAACAUGGCGUCCACAGUGAAAGAGCUGCAGCUCAAACUGGAGGAGGCGGAGCAGAUGGUGCUGAAGGGAGGAAAGAAGCAGGUCAACAAGCUGGAGACCAAGGUGAGGGAGCUGCAGACGGAGCUGGGGGCGGAGCAGAGAAGGAGCGAGGAGUACCAGAGGGGAGUCCGCCGCUACGAGAAGAGGGUGAAGGAGCUGACCUACCAGUCGGAGGAGGAGAAGAAGACUCUGUUGAGGAUGCAGGAGCUCAUCGAGAAGCUUCAGAGCAAAGUGAAGAGCUACAAGAGACAAGCGGAGAACGCUGAGGAGCAGGUGAGCUGCAGCACGGUGCGCUUCAGGAAGGUCCGAAACGAGCUGGACGAGGCCGAGGAGAGGGCCGACCUCGCCGAGACCUCCGUCAACAAGCUGCGGAUUCAAACACGCAAGCAAACUGGCACGGUGGCCGUGAUGAUCGAGUGAAGCUCGAAGGAUCCUCAGACACCAGAGCGGAGUUCCUGCUGCACGUACACGUUUAGAUCUAUAGAUCCUUACACUGUAUGUACACGUACAUACAGUAUAAUACCACACUGCUGAUCAUGAACCACGUGGAUAUUUCUGUGUGUGCGUCUGCUGUGAGCCGGUUUUACAUGAAGAAGAAAUAAGUGCACAUGAGCUACUAGUGAGGAUGUGCUGAACAACACGAUUAUAUAUCAUAGGUUUAUUGUACCGACCGUUAGAGAUCUAAACAAUACAUGUUUAUUGUACUAAACGAUAAAGGUAAAAAAAGGUAAUAGUUUUGUAGUACUAAACAGUCUCAGCAGGUUGUGCAUACAUCAACAGUUAAACUACUUCAGACCGAAUUCACACAGUUGUGAGUUUGUACGAUUGUUGAAGCUUGUAACUUAGUUUAUUAUGAUUGUUUAUUAAUCAUUUUUAGUCAAAUAUAAAGCAGAGAGCUGGGAAGAGGGUGAGCUUUGGACAAAAUAAAAUAAUACCUCAAACUACUUCUGCCCCCUGGUGGUCAAAGGUCUUCAGUACACCUUCAAAAAGCACAACCGACCUGCUUUCAGUCACCAUGUUUGUAUCUAUAUAUUUGUUACGUUUUACUGUUUGAAAACUUCAAUGUUCUUUGGGAAAAUAUAAAAAAUAAAUACCUUGGUGUUUUUCGA
Molecule: messenger RNA, 6823 nt
Organism: Gasterosteus aculeatus aculeatus (three-spined stickleback)
Lineage: Eukaryota; Metazoa; Chordata; Actinopteri; Perciformes; Gasterosteidae
Source: RefSeq, a predicted model, not a curated record